CAUAUACAUUCAACUUUCAUCACACACAACACAAACAAGGAAAUAUAUAUCAUGGUUAAUGAGAAUGGUGUACAGUCACAACCUGCCAGAAUGGAUCACAGGGAACCAGACAUGAUAACAGCAUUAUUAUCAGGAGGAGCAGCUGGCCUAGGAGUUGAUGUAACCCUCUUUCCUCUCGACACCAUUAAAACGAGGCUGCAGAGCGAAGCUGGUUUUAGAGCCUCAGGAGGCUUCAAAGGCAUCUACAGUGGCAUAGGUCCAGCUGCUAUUGCUUCUGCACCAACUG
Molecule: messenger RNA, 286 nt
Organism: Penaeus vannamei (Pacific white shrimp)
Lineage: Eukaryota; Metazoa; Arthropoda; Malacostraca; Decapoda; Penaeidae
Source: RefSeq, a predicted model, not a curated record